Molecule: messenger RNA, 1109 nt
Organism: Andrographis paniculata
Lineage: Eukaryota; Viridiplantae; Streptophyta; Magnoliopsida; Lamiales; Acanthaceae
Exons: 5
Coding region: 36-977 (313 amino acids)
Cellular component (GO): membrane
Molecular function (GO): oxidoreductase activity, acting on the CH-OH group of donors, NAD or NADP as acceptor
Source: RefSeq, a predicted model, not a curated record
CAAGCCGUCACCUGAUUACUGCAGGGGAGGAGGUUAUGGACAAGAAGGCGAGAGCACAGCAGAGAAGAGACAAGAGGCGAGAAGAGGUCUCUCUCCUCCGUGAAAUUCCAUAUUCCGAUCACCAGAGAUGGUGGAACACCAAAACCAUUGCUGUUGUAACUGGUGCAAAUAGAGGGAUUGGAUACGAGAUUGCUCGCCAGCUUGCCGGCCAUGGAUUGACAGUCAUUCUCACCUCAAGGGAUGCCAGUGUUGGAGAAGCAGCUGCAAAGAUCUUACAAGGACAAGGCUUGAGUGUGGUGUUCCAUCAACUAGAUAUUGUGGUUCCUUCAUCUGUCGAAGCACUUGCUAAAUGGAUAAAGGAAACUUAUGGGGGAAUAAAUAUAUUGGUAAACAACGCUGGAGUAAAUUUCAAUACGGGGCCAGACAAUUCUGUGGAAUUUGCAGAAAAAGUUAUCACUACCAACUACUUCGGGACCAAGGACAUGAUCAAGGCCAUGAUCCCUCUUAUGAGACCUUCAAAUCCAGGUGCUCGGAUUGUUAACGUGACUUCAAGAUUGGGAAGGUUGAAUGGCCGGCGAAAUAGAAUCGGAAACAUUGACUUGAGAAAUAAACUCGAAGAUGUUGAAUUCCUAUCCGAAGAAUUCAUUGACCAGGUGAUGCAUAUGUUCUUAGAACAAGUUAAAGAUGGUAGUUGGAAAGAUAGUAAAUGGCCUCAGGUUUAUACAGACUACUCCUUGUCAAAACUAGCUGUUAAUGCUUACACGAGGUUGAUGGCAAGAGAAUUGUCGGGACGGGCAGAAGGACAUAAAAUUUAUGUCAACUGCUGCUGUCCGGGAUGGGUCAAGACUGCCAUGACGGGGUGGGCGGGGCACAGUAGCCCUGAGGAAGGGGCUGAUACUGCAGUGUGGCUUGCCCUGAUUCAUGACCCAUCGAUAAGUGGCAAAUUCUUCGCCGAGAGACGGGAGAUUAAUUUCUGAAGCGAGGAUGGGGGAGUAUAAUUUACCAAUAAGGAGUCGAGGGUAAAAUAGGAAUAGGAGUGGCAUUAGCAAAUUCUGCCCUGUCAUUAGCUGUAGGCGGCUGUAUAUAAAGUGCUUGGAGCUCAAGCCAAG